Pieris rapae (cabbage white) is the source of this 579-nucleotide messenger RNA. Its product is annotated as lipopolysaccharide-induced tumor necrosis factor-alpha factor homolog. Bases 128 to 502 code for a protein of 124 amino acids. The transcript is spliced from 3 exons. Gene Ontology annotation, molecular function: zinc ion binding. NCBI's taxonomy places the organism in Eukaryota, Metazoa, Arthropoda, Insecta, Lepidoptera, Pieridae. The record is from RefSeq and is a predicted model, not a curated record.
CGAUGUGUCACACUUUUAUCAAAUAUGUUUUAUAUUUCCUUCAGUCAACGCUAUAGCGUGAUAACGAGCGCCAUUUUCAGUGUUUUCAAGGAAAAUAUUUGUGGAAAAUUAUAUUUUAUAAGGUAAAAUGGGGCUAGAAGCACACACGUACCCACCACAGAACCCACCACCAUAUCCGGGUCCGCCAAACCCGGACCCAAUCAUGAAUCAGCCCCAAGGUUUCCCCCUGCAGGGAGCACCCGCAGCAAUGGGACCAACCAUUAUUGUCACCCAAGUUAUGGGUUCUGAGGCUGCUUCUAUGAUUUGCAGAUCAUGUGGUGUUCAAAUAACGACAAGAGUUGAAAGAAUGCCUUCAAUGAGGACGCAUUUAUUUGCGAUUUUACUUUGUUUAGUUGGUUGCUGGCCGUGUUCUUGUCUACCAUACUGCGUAGACACAUGCAACAAUGCUGAUCACUACUGCUCUAACUGCAACGCGUAUAUUGGCUCAUACCAUGGAGUAUAAAUUUAAUGAAACACCUCGCUCUUCGUUCCAGAACAUGUUAUAGAAUACUUGUAUUGAAGUAUUUCAAAGUAAUGUGA